This is a messenger RNA of Pezoporus occidentalis (night parrot), 560 nucleotides long. It is a transcript of the gene LSM5, whose product is annotated as LSM5 homolog, U6 small nuclear RNA and mRNA degradation associated. Lineage: Eukaryota; Metazoa; Chordata; Aves; Psittaciformes; Psittacidae. Gene Ontology annotation, cellular component: Lsm1-7-Pat1 complex; U6 snRNP; U4/U6 x U5 tri-snRNP complex. Gene Ontology annotation, biological process: mRNA splicing, via spliceosome. Gene Ontology annotation, molecular function: RNA binding. The transcript is spliced from 5 exons. The record is from RefSeq and is a predicted model, not a curated record. Bases 25 to 300 code for a protein of 91 amino acids.
CGCCUAAUCUUGUCUGGAUCCAACAUGGCAGCCAACGCCACCACCAACCCGUCCCAGCUCCUGCCGCUUGAGCUUGUGGACAAAUGCAUAGGUUCACGCAUCCAUAUUGUGAUGAAGAGUGAUAAAGAAAUCGUUGGAACACUUCUAGGAUUUGAUGACUUUGUUAAUAUGGUGUUAGAAGAUGUUACAGAAUUUGAGAUUACACCUGAGGGCAGAAGAAUCACGAAGCUAGACCAGAUUUUGCUAAAUGGAAAUAAUAUAACAAUGCUGGUUCCUGGAGGAGAAGGACCUGAAGUAUAAAUUGAUACAGUGUGUGUACAUAUAUUGUGUAUAUAUUCUAAAUAGAGCCUUUGGGAUAUGGGUGUCAGUGGGGCUUGGUGUGGGUUGGUUGUUGGGUAUUUUAUUUUUGCACUCUUGCAGUUGACGUUUGAUAAAAGGCAAGGAUUUCACUGUCAGGAAAGGUACAUUGCUAAUGGUAAUGCUGACUUUGUAAGUUGAAUCAUGACUUUUUUGUAAAAAACAUACCAGUCUGUUCUGAAUAAAAGGCUUUCUUUUUGCUA